Westerdykella ornata is the source of this 846-nucleotide messenger RNA. RefSeq lists its product as uncharacterized. The record is from RefSeq and is a predicted model, not a curated record. The transcript has a single exon. The coding region runs from base 1 to 846 and encodes 281 amino acids. NCBI's taxonomy places the organism in Eukaryota, Fungi, Ascomycota, Dothideomycetes, Pleosporales, Sporormiaceae.
AUGCCCGCUCUGGCCAUACCCUCGCAGACGAAUGCCUAUGUGUCGCCUACCGAUACCAGUGAAGCAACCUCCGAGGGCACCGAAAAGGAGUACUCUUCGCAGUCACAGACGCCUGACCAGCCGACGGUAGAGCCCAUAACGCCCACCGAGGAACUCCCCGCACCCGUUUCCGCCACUGCACCUCCGAAGCAACAACAACAAGAUGCUCGCCUUCCACCGGCUGCGACCUUCAUACGGCAGCCCCCCUCGCUACCCAUAUCAGACGAUAACCCCGACGCGAUCGCAUUACGGUCCGCGAUUGGCAUCCUCCAGCUGCAGCGAGAGAAGAGCAAGCGCGAUAUCAAAGCGUUAGAACAGUUGAAGGCGGCAGCGAUACGCGACCCCGAGGCGUUUGCACGGCACAUCCAGGCUCAGAAAGCCCAGACGGCGGCUAUCAACUCCGACAUCCUCGGCCCCACCCUUGCCGACACGCUUGGUGCGCGGAGUAGUAGUAGUACGGAAGCAAUGAAUGGUUCGGGGCGCAAAUGGGACGACCGCAAGGACUCUGCGAGUUUCUCGCCGCACGACCCACCUAUACCAGAGCAACUGCCGCCGAUACCUCAGCCGCAGAACAUUGUGCGGUGCCCGCCAAUCAACUGGGCCAAGUAUCACAUUGUAGGGGAGCCACUUGACAAGAUGCACGAGGAGCAGAAGAAAUGGCCGGGCGCGAGUGAGCCGCCGCGGACACAGCAGGGGAAGAGGGCGCCGCCGCACGCGGUUGCGAGUCCAUAUUCGCCCUUCACCGACGGGGUCGUGGAUCCCACCGCAGUGCCGGGACCCAGGGGAGUAAAGAAGUCGCCGUCCUGA